Molecule: messenger RNA, 4472 nt
Organism: Myxozyma melibiosi
Lineage: Eukaryota; Fungi; Ascomycota; Lipomycetes; Lipomycetales; Lipomycetaceae
Product: putative DEAD/DEAH box helicase
Exons: 3
Coding region: 322-4425 (1367 amino acids)
Cellular component (GO): intracellular anatomical structure
Molecular function (GO): helicase activity; RNA binding; ATP binding
Source: RefSeq, a predicted model, not a curated record
UCCUCGCUCGCGCCACAUCAAAUUUGUGGCGAUUACCAAUGUCGGUGCGGCGUCCUGUGGCGCAUGAUGACUACCGACCUGCGCUUUGAUUCUCUGACUCAUACUGCGACUGAUUCUAUUACUCAAAAGCUCGGGUAUCUCUGACAACUGAAGAGUAAACAGCGUAGUUUGUAGUUUUUGGAGGACUGGCGGGUUGUAAGCAGCCGGUGGUUGUCCGUAGCCAGACGAGGAGCCGGCGGAUAAUCGCCAACUCCCAACGCGCGCGCUCUCAGAUUUCUGUAAAAAAAUUCCAAAUCUUCAAAAGCUGUCUUUGCACACACAAUGGCAAAAGGCGACCGCAAAUCCAACGCGUCCCGGGGAAUUCUGUCCACGGGAAAUGCUGGCAACAGCUCAAAGUCAAAGUCUGCAAAGGCUGCCGCCGCGAGCGCGGAGGGUCAGCUGCCGCUGCAGAAGUCCGCUCCCUCGGCGAAGGCUAUCGUCGCCGCGUCUUCGUCGUGGACCGGGAAACUGCCGGCCACUUUGCUGCACGAGCACUGUCAGAAGCAAGGAUGGGAGAAGGUCAACUAUGAUAUGAUUCACUCCUCAGGCGGGUUCAUUGCAACCGCAAUCCUCGGCGUGCGCAACCCAAAAACAAGUCAAAUAGAGACCGUCAAGUUUAGACCUCCAGACUCUCUACUAGAUCCUCAGCCCACAGCUUUAGAAGCUCGUCAUUUUGCUGCUACCUACGCCCUGCAUCGCGUUGCAUCUCACAAGAACAUGGCAAUGAUCCUGCCCGGAGAACACAAGACUCUAUGGCGGAAAAUGGAGGACAUCCGACGAGCAGACGUGAAAAACGGCAGAGCCCAUUUGUACUCGGCCGAUCCGUUUGUGGUCCAACGGGAGCAGAACGAUGCAAAAGCCGCGGCUGCUGCAAAGCAACAGGAACAGAAAGAGGAGAAGAAAGCGGUCGAAGCUGGGAUCGUCACACCUAAGCAACAAGCAGUUCUCAAAAAAGGAUGGGAGAGAGUUCCUACCAUUGAUAUGUCUCGCGAAGUGCGCGCGUUGGUUGAGACCUGUAUCCGAAAGUAUCACGUUUGGGAAACGAGUGGGGCAGCGAAAGGAAAUAGUGUAUCAAAGGAAGAGAUCAACGAGCUGGUCGGCCUCGGAUUUCGUGACGUACACGCUCUCGAAGCUGCAGAGUAUACUUCGUCUAAGCAGCAAGCUCUAGAAUGGCUGUUGAUUCACGUGCCGGAAGACGAUUUACCACCUCGGUUCUUGCCUGAGAAUUACACUCCUGGAGUAACUCUUGUUACCGGAUCAUAUCAGCUGGAAUACGCCGUCAAACGCUUAUCACAGGCCGGGUAUCCUGCCGAAUUGGCCCGUGAGACUAUCGAAGAAUACAACGGUGACGAAUCCAAAGCUAUCGAGCGACUUAUGUUUAAUCUGCAAUAUCCCGAGGCAGCUUUCGAAUUCAUCGAUGACGACGGCGUUGACACCGCGUGGAAAGAAGAGACCGAGACAUUGGCGGCAAUCUAUGGGGAUAGAUUUGCAAAUCCACUGCCGGAUUUUGUAGAGAUCAAACUCUCGCUACCGGCUUGUCAGUUUUACAACAAAGACAAUCUCUCGUUACGUUUCCACAAGUCCUCAGGUUACCCCGCCUACCGCAUUCCAUCGAUUUCACUAUUUGCGACCGAAAACAAUCGGCCUAAAAACUUACCAGCAUACAUCCGUCUCUCGGCCGUCUUGCGCGCUGCUACUUACGCGGCCGAGAAUCUGGUCUCGGUGGCAAUGAUAUUCGAUAUCGUCGAGUGGAUGCAGGAGAAUCUCGAGGAUAUCGUGAAGCAUCCUGUCAAACUCAAGUCUUUAUCAGGCGCAAUUUACGGAAUUACAUACUCGGGCGAGGGCGAUACGAUCUCUGAUAUCUUUGCGAGUCUGAAUCUGGGCAAGAGCCGGAGCGCGCAAAAGUCGUCUGCUCGCUUGGCACCGAUCCGGAUCAGCGCGCAAGAGUUGAAGGAUGGCUUGAAUAUGAAACUGCAGGAUCCGAAAAUGGACGCGAUGAUCCGGUCGCGCAAGUCCCUGCCUGCAUGGAGCAAGCGCGAGAUCAUUGUCGAGACGAUCCGCAAGAACCAAGUUACUCUUAUCACUGGAGAAACGGGUUCAGGAAAAUCUACCCAGUCCCUACAAUUUGUUCUAGAUGAUCUGAUCCAGUCUGGACAUGGAAACACCGCAAACAUGCUCUGCACGCAGCCUCGUCGAAUCUCAGCAAUGGGUCUAGCGGCACGAGUGGCCGAUGAACGAGGGUGCUCGGUAGGCGCGCAAGUCGGAUACGUUAUCCGCGGAGAAUCAAAGGUGUCGAGUGCUACUCAGCUACGGUUUAUGACCACCGGUGUUGUUUUGCGAAUGCUGCAGAUGGAUCCGCAGAGCGCGUUGAAGAACGUUAGUCAUAUAUUCAUAGACGAAGUCCAUGAGAGAUCUCUGGACAGCGAUUUUCUUUUGAUUAUCCUGAAGAGACUUGCCCGCAUAAACAAGAAGAUAAAGAUUGUGCUGAUGAGUGCUACAGUGGACGCAAAGAUGUUUGCAGACUACUUUGGUGGCGCUGGACAUGUCAACAUUGAAGGUCGCACGUUUCCCGUGCAGGACAUUUACGUCGAUGAUAUUCUGCGGGCAACAGGGUUCAGACCAUCGCUUCAAGGCGUGAAGCUAGGAAAGUCUCAGGAGAGCAACAGCAAGAGCAAAAAGAGCAGUAUCGACGACUAUACCGAUCGCCAUGCUCCCAAGGUAGAAGAGCCGACGCAGACGGAGGAGGAGUACGAAGAUUCGUUGAUGGGCAAAUAUAUCACGGCAUUAGGCGAUCGCAUAAAUUACGACUUCAUCGCCGCUGUUGUCAGGCAUAUCGACCAUACCUUGGGAGACAAAGAAGGCGCUAUCUUGAUCUUCUUGCCGGGUACCGCCGAAAUCUCAAGAUGCAUCUCAACGAUCAGCUCCAGCUCUUCCAAGUUUCACUGCUUGCCCUUGCACGCAUCGCUUAUACCUUCCGAUCAGCGAAAGGUGUUCCUGACACCUCCUCCCGGGAAGCGCAAGAUCGUUGCCGCUACCAACGUUGCUGAAACGUCAAUCACGAUUCCGGACGUGGUGGCCGUUAUCGAUUCAGGAAGAGUUAAAGAAACAGAGUAUGAUCCCCACACCAACAUGACUAGACUGGUGGAAACGUGGGUCUCCCAAGCCGCCGCCAAACAGCGACGAGGAAGAGCCGGUCGAGUGUCAAAGGGCACCUGCUACAAGCUGUACACUGCCAAGGCAGAGAAGGAGCGGAUGCCUGUUCGGCAAGUCCCAGAAAUUGGACGAACUCCACUCGAGCAGCUGUAUCUGAUGGUAAAGGCAAUGAAAGUCGGCGAUGCCGCAAAGUUUCUGGGCGAAGCCUUAGACCCGCCUGAUGUGAUGGCCGUCGAGUCUGCUCGAAACGUGCUGAUUCAAGUCGGUGCUUUGGACGAGUUCACUUCCGAACUUACUCCGCUGGGAAGCCAUCUCUCUACUAUCCCUGCGGAUCUCAAAUGUGCAAAGUUGCUGGUCUACGGAGCGAUUUUCGGGUGUCUCGAAAUGGCUGCUGUUAUCGCUGCGAUUCUGACGGCACGGUCGCCGUUUAUGUCGCCGGCUGAUAACAGGGACGCUGCCAAGUCGGCGCGAUCGGCGUUUUCGAACAAUCAAGGCGACGUGAUUGCCGAUGCUCGAGCAUUCAUGGAAUGGGAAUCGCGAAUCAAAAGCACAGGUUACCGCAGCGCUCGCGACUGGUGCGAGGACAACUUUCUUUCGUUCAAGACGAUGGAAGACAUCGCCUCCGCGCGCGACCAGUAUCUGCAAUCGCUGCAGGAAAUCGGAUUCAUCAAGUCUGCGAGAUUGCCCGCUCCAGCUCCGUAUACGAACGAGCAGCUGAGUCUGGUGCGGGCGCUGCUGGCUGCGUCCAUGAAUCCUUCGAUUGCUCGCAUCCAACUUCCAGAGAAGAAGUAUCUGGCUGUAAGCUCCGGUGCUGUCGAACUAGACCCCGAAGCACGAACAAUCAAGCUCUUCACCCGCGACGACGGCCGCGUGUUUAUCCAUCCAAGCUCGACCUUGUUUUCCGCGCAAACCUACCUCAACGGCGCUGAAUUCAUGUCCUUCUUCCACAAAAUGGCGACCUCCAAGGUCUUCAUCCGUGAACUCACGCCGUUCGGUGGCUUUGGCCUCUUGAUGUUCUGCGGCACCUUGGGAACCGACCUGCUCGGCCGCGGAGUCACGGUCGGCAAUUGGGUGCGCCUGCGGUGUUGGGCGAGGAUCGGUGUGCUGGUGGGGCGGAUGCGGGUGUUGCUGGAUCAGGUGCUGGCGCUGAAGAUUGAGGCGCCGGAUGUGGAUGUUAGUGGGCAUGAGAUUGUACAGGUUGUUAAGCGGCUGAUAGAUCAGAAUGGGUUGUGAGGGUUUGCAUAAUAUGUUGAAUAGAGAAAAGAUUUUGCAUUAUUAAA